Molecule: messenger RNA, 447 nt
Organism: Funneliformis geosporum
Lineage: Eukaryota; Fungi; Glomeromycota; Glomeromycetes; Glomerales; Glomeraceae
Source: the annotation of a GenBank genome assembly
AUGCCACAAUCUAAGUCUCGUAAAAUGCCUAAAUAUAGGGCACGUCGAGUUCCCAAUGCAUGGAUCUUGUAUUCGAAUUCGUUUUAUAAAAACAAGCGUGAAGCUGGUCUACAGAUUAACAGAAUUGAAGCCAUAAAACUAGCAAAGGUAGAAUGGGGCAAAAUGGAAAAAACUGAAAAGCAGAGUUGGUUCAUAAAGGCAGAUCGCAUCAGAAUAAUCUGUCAUCUUAUCCCUCAAGUAGAUCAUCGAAUCAUCGCCAAUUCUGACUAUGUCAGUAAUUCUGAGGGACCUUUUAUUAUCGAAGACCUAUCGCCUACUUCUGAUAUGAACCAAUUAAAUGCUACAAAUAUAGUUGCUCAGAUUGGGGAAAAUGAGAAUAAAAAUGAAGAUGAAAUUUUUCAAUUCAUGUAUGAAAGUUUCAUAAAUGAUGAAUGGUGCGAGCAAUAG